Messenger RNA from Cherax quadricarinatus, 4184 nucleotides. The record is from RefSeq and is a predicted model, not a curated record. Lineage: Eukaryota; Metazoa; Arthropoda; Malacostraca; Decapoda; Parastacidae.
GAACAUUUUAUGGUUCAGUGCGGUACAACAACUACUUUCUCGGGGCGUCGGCCAGUCUGAGUGAGCGGGAGUACGCAGUUGCUUUGAAAGGUUCUUCAGUAUUUCGAACACCUGCUGUCGCCUGUGUCCACGAUUGCAAGAAUGUCUGACAAGUGUGUCUUGAGUAGCUCCUGCUGUGGCUGCAGUCUGCGUAGCGGCUCCCUCGCUAUAGGCAUCAUCUCCUUGGUGUUCGGUAUUAUCAAUUCCAUCUAUUCCAUCUAUGAAGUUGCCAAUGGUAUUAAGCAAGGAUGGGUACAGCUUAUCAUCAACAUCCUCUCUGUCAUCAUGGCGAUUAUUCUCAUCAUUGGUGUCAGGAAGGAAAGACGCAGCUAUGUGAUGGGAUGGGUGUGGGUGACGGCUAUCGUCAUUGCUAUCAACAUUAUCUUGGGGAUACUCGCUAUAAUCCUCUCACUGAACAUCGUUUUAGGCAUCAUAUAUUUCAUCGUGAUGGGUGUGGCAGUGUACUGUUUGCUGGUGGUCCGCUCAUUUGCUCUCUCGCUGGGCUCAUCACCCACCAUGGCCUAGUUCCUCAUGUAUGAUCUCCAAGCAUCGCCACGAGACGAAGGAUUUUCAUACCCGUGUCAUAGCAAGUUGAAAUAUGUCAAGAAAGAAAGUGGCGUGGGCUUGAUCCUCCGUCCUCUGGAAGCCAGACACACGCACGCUGCCUCCUUCUGGCCGCCUAAAUGAUGCAGUAUGUUACACGGUUUGAAUUACUUAAUAUAGGAAGAAUGUAGGAUGGAAUUAUCCUGAUGUUCAGUAACGAGGAUUGUACUGUAAUUCAUUAAAUGGUAACCCCACCCCCCUCCCAUGGGCCAUUCAGGGCCAUAGCUGGUGAAGGCUCGAUCCUUCACCCGCUAUUCUGGCCGGUCAGGCUGUUAGUGCUGGCUUUCAGUCAAGAUGCAACAAAUUUAAGUUAACAGGAGAGACUAUUGCCAUUGUAUGUAGUGAAGCAAAUCCAUCCAUGACUUUCUACUUUCACCAGAUAUAAUGAAGAUUAAACCAAAUAUAUUGAACAUUAAACCAGAUAUAUUCAAGAUUAAACUAGAUAUAUUGAAGAUUAAACCAGAUAUAUUGAAUAUUAAACUAGAUAUAUUGAAGAUUAAACCAGAUAUAUUGAAGAUUAAACCAGAUAUAUUGAACAUUAAACCAGAUAUAUUGAACAUUAAACCAGAUAUAUUGAAGAUUAAACCAGAUAUAUAGAAGAUUAAACCAGAUAUAUUGAAGAUUAAGCUACAUAUAUAUUGAAGAUUAAACCAGAUAUAUUGAAGAUUAAACCAGAUAUAUUGAACAUUAAACCAGAUAUAUUGAACAUUAAACCAGAUAUAUUGAAGAUUAAACCAGAUAUAUAGAAGAUUAAACCAGAUAUAUUGAAGAUUAAACUAGAUAUAUUGAAGAUUAAACUAGAUAUAUUGAAGAUUAAACCAGAUAUAUUAAACAUUAAACCAGAUAUAUUAAAGAUUAAACCAGAUAUAUUGAAGAUUACGCUUAUUACUGAGGAUUUUUUUUAGUUUUGGAUCAAAAUCUUUGAUACAUGAAGAUGGAAGUACAAUAACGUAGCUGGAACUAAUAACAAUUAACCUACAAUUUCAAAGAAGAAACUAGACUACGUUUCGGUCGGUCCUUGACCAUUGAUUCCUUAACAAUGGCCAAAUAUGAACCGAAAGGUCGUUCACUUUCGAAUUUCCGAUACCCGGGUUAAUUGUGAAAUAUUCAAUACACUCAUAGUUAAUUUUGUAAUAAAUUAUAAGAUUCACAGUAUUUUAGGGACUGGAUUAAAUUAUCAUAAGAAUUAUUUUUUUCGCAGAAACUCAUGAAGACUCUUGAACAAAAGUCUCGUAAAUUUUUGAUACGCUAAAUUAUAGCCUUUUUUUUUUAUCAAAACUGACCCAACAACCUUAUAUUACCUUGGUAAAAUUUACAUACUCUUAAUUAUUUUAAUUUAGCGGAUCUGUUUAUGACUCUACAUAUUUCUUUAGCUGCUUGUCUUCGGAGGUUUUAGAAAAUUCAGUAACGGGUGAAUUUAUUUUGAUAACUUUUCACUAACACUGCCAUUUACGAGAGUAUAAACAGUCUCCAGCAAUGGUAUACACAGCAAGAGGUGUGUGUACCACUGCUGGAGUAUGUAUCCUGAGAUGUGUAUCUCCAGAGGUAUACAUAUUGUGUGGUGUGUAUCUCGGCACAGGAAGUCCUCGCUUAACGUCGUUGAUAGGUUUUUUGGAAAUUGCAUCUUUUAGCCAAAAUAUACUGAACGAAACGACGUUAAGUGAGGACUUCCUGUACAUAUACAUAGUGAGGUGCAUAUCUCUUAGCCCGAGUUUACUUUAAUCUUCGUUUUUAGGAUUAAAACGUAUCCUUUGCUGGGGAUAUAAAGGUUAUCUACAGCCUUAAUGACCAGUAUGUGUUUUGACGACUGGUUCAAGGAAGGCCAAUAUUCUUAAUGGUCAAAUGUAUUCUUGCAACACCUUGAGAUUCACCCUCAUCUCCCAUAAAAACAGUGAAAUAAAUAUGAUUUCUAUAUGUAUUUUAUUCUGUUUUACACCAAAGCAUAAUAUGACCUAAACUUGAAAAAUAUGUGUUAUAUUAAAUGUUUAAUUUACAUAACCUACGUUUCACUGUACUCUUGGGGAAAAAGAGGUCAAUCCUUAGGUGAAUUGUAUCAGAUGUUUAACAGUAAUUUGGAUUUUAUUAUUUUUAUAAAUGUUUAUACUGACGGUUUUAUAUUUCAGUGUGUUUAGUACAAUAAGUUUAUGUUGUGAGCAUUCAUAUAGGAUCUAUACACCGAAAACUGUGUGUUUAUCAUUGUAUAUACACGGAGAUUUUUCCAUAAUUUCUGUUUUAAAGACUAAGGUGGUGAACAUCUCAUAUGCAGUCUUAGUGACUCCUUGAGUAGUCGAAAGACUUUAAGUCCAAUUAACCAAGUACCUUGGUUCUUGUCUGAGUUCCCUAUUACUAAGACAUACCAGAUAUAUUUUUCAAUUCUGGUUAAGAUGCUUGAUUUGUGUUAUAGUAUUAUGCAUGAUGUACUUCUGGAAAAGCAGUUUUCCUGACUCCAAACUAUCACGAAGUUAAAUUGCCAUUGUAUAAGAAUUCCUCUGUGCAAGAGUUCUUUAUUUUGUCCACCGGGAAACACCCGGGGAAUUAUAGUUAUUUCAAGAAAGCUGGAAGUAGCUGGUCAGUGCAACACCACCACCAACACUUCUUCUAAACAAGCCAAAGGAUGAGAGUUACUGUGUGCCAUCUGUUUACUGUUACUGUUCGUUUUAAGGACAUAACGGUAACAGGUAAUGUAAUGUUUUGAUGAGUGAGCUUCAAUGUGGCAAAAUUUAAUUUUUACAGUAUUUUAUUAUAAUUGAUAAGACUGAGAUUGUCUUUAUUAGGUUAAAAACCUCUCCUGAUGUUAUCAUAUUUUAAUAUUAGUUCUAUAAUGUUCAGAUAUAGUGAAUGAUGAUUUUUAUUACUAAUAAAUGUAUCAUAAGAUUCAAAGAAUCUUUGUGGGCAAUUGGGAAUAUUUUGUUUUAAACUUGAUUGAUAUACCUUCUCUUCUUAAGACUUAUAAUAUCAAAGUUGUAUUUAAAAAUCUUGAUACAGUAAAAAGCUUUUGAUAAAAAAUUCCCCUCAAAAUACUGACGGGUGUGUCUAUAAGAUUUCUUGUAAAAUUUGCGAUAAAGUUUAUUACGGUCAAACUGGUAAAAAUCUCGAACUAAGAUUAAAACAACAUAAAUAUAGCAUUAGAACUGGACAAGAUUCUAAUGCUCUGUUUAUUUCGUGUAAGAGAUUUUAACCAUCCAAUUGAUUUUCAAAAAGCUGAGAAAGUAGUAUCAAGCAAGUCCAUGGUCGACAGGAAUAUAAUUGAAUCAUGUUUCAUAAAAAGUAGUUUUGACAAUAAUAUGAAUAUUUCUUUUGGGUUAUGUAAAUUAGAUUCAUUUAUAAUUAACAAAAUCUGGUAAGAAUUUAGUGAUACAUUUGACAAGUAUAAAAUCUUAAUGCUUAGGUAGAGUAUCAGUUGUGUUUCACAGAGUCAGGUGUUGUGACGUGACUGUGAGGUGUAGUCUUGCCCUUAUAUGCCUUACCGUUGUAAUUUUAUUUUUAUAGUUCCUUGAUAAUAUGAGAAGUCACGAAAGCGCUUGGAAUAAUUAGCAACACUC